Nymphaea colorata (pocket water lily) is the source of this 1155-nucleotide messenger RNA. RefSeq names its product pathogen-associated molecular patterns-induced protein A70-like. The coding region runs from base 111 to 767 and encodes 218 amino acids. The record is from RefSeq and is a predicted model, not a curated record. The transcript has a single exon. NCBI's taxonomy places the organism in Eukaryota, Viridiplantae, Streptophyta, Magnoliopsida, Nymphaeales, Nymphaeaceae.
UCCGAAUCGCCACCCUUAUCCCUCCCCUCUCCGCUCGCACUUUUCCCCUCGCUCUCUCUUGACGGCAAAGGAUACUGCUCCGGCCGGCGAGUCACAUUUCCGGAGGGAAGAUGCUGGAGGAGUCGAUCCCCGCCAUCUGGGCGUCCAUGCACAGUUGGUUCACGCCAACCGUUCUGUUCGUGCUCCUCAACCUUGUUAUCGGCACCAUCAUCGCCACCUCCAGCGGCGCCGGGCAGAAAUCCAGCGGGACCGGGCAGAAAUCAGGCGACAAGCCUCUGGCGAGACCCCCCUCCAUGAUGGAGCGCGUCCGGUCCAUCAAUCUCCAUAAGCAAACCGUGGAAGAUGUCCCGGCAGUUACGGUGACGAAGCCCGCCGAGCCGGAGGAGAUAUCGGCUGUAGAGGAGAUCUUCCGAGACGGCGGGCAAUCUGGGGAUGGCGUUGCUGCGCUUAGUACUGGUGGCGGUGAUGGUGCUGGGGCCGACGAUGGCGGUGCUGCCGAAGAGACUCCGGUGAGACGUCGGAGGAUGAAAAAGUGGGCGAGCGAGAAGUUGCCGGCCACCACCGGCUUGGUUAAGGAGGAGCAGCCCAAUCGGCGGGGGGAGUCCGUGAGAGGCCACCGUAGGGUGGAAGAGUUCGACGAUGAUUCCGGCGGGGAGGAGGUGGACGCGAAGGCUGACGACUUCAUCAACCGGUUCAAGCAGCAGCUGCAGUUGCAGAGGAUGGAGUCGAUCAUGAGGCAUAAGGAGAUGCUCAACAGGGGCAGAUAAAGGGAGCCAACCCGACGAAACCAACCCCACCAUCUCCCUCCCUCCCUCUCUUUCUGUUGUUUUUGCUCUUUCCUCUUCGUUGGGAGUUAACAGGGUUUUACAUGUAGAUCUCUUUCUAGGCGAUCAAAAUAGAAGAAAAACGAAAGCAUAGUCCAAAUCCUCCAUGGUUCACUUCUUUGCUGCACCAUUGAUGGAUCUGUGAGAAGUAUCCUUUUCCUCAGUAAUUUUUUCAACCUUUAAAAGUGAAGAUAGGAAAGGAAAAGAUGGGGAUUUUUUAUCUUGGGUUUUUGGAUCAAAGCAUAUAAUUUUUGUUCCGGUUGUUUAUGAUGUAUUAUCAUCCACCAUUUAUGAACAUGGCAAUAGGACUCUCUCUCUCCCUCUCUUUAUA